Messenger RNA from Dentiscutata erythropus, 319 nucleotides. NCBI's taxonomy places the organism in Eukaryota, Fungi, Glomeromycota, Glomeromycetes, Diversisporales, Gigasporaceae. The record is from the annotation of a GenBank genome assembly.
UUUAAUAUAACAUUUCCAAUUAAACAAUUUUUAAUACAAUAUGGAACAAUUCACGGAUUUCCUUCUCCAUUACGGCAUCAGGACGAUUCUGGUGUUUUCAUUUAUCUUCCAACUGGACAAACUUUUGUUUUAGUUUAUAAUGAAUAUAAAAAAAAUUUUUAUCUUACUCACACCAAUCAGAAAAAAUCAUUUCUUAUUUUACCUUUAGAAGAUUAUGGCAUGAAAUGCUUAGAGAUUGGAAAGGUCUAUAUCUCAAAAAAGUCAGACAGAGAAGAAACUUCUUUUCAGUUAUUGCAUAAUAAUAAUUUUGAUGCAAAUG